Molecule: messenger RNA, 1755 nt
Organism: Eptesicus fuscus (big brown bat)
Lineage: Eukaryota; Metazoa; Chordata; Mammalia; Chiroptera; Vespertilionidae
Gene: SSTR3
Product: somatostatin receptor 3
Exons: 2
Coding region: 95-1375 (426 amino acids)
Biological process (GO): neuropeptide signaling pathway
Cellular component (GO): membrane; neuron projection
Molecular function (GO): neuropeptide binding; somatostatin receptor activity
Source: RefSeq, a predicted model, not a curated record
UGUGCUGGGCGCGGGGCUCUGCACGCUCCCGUGUAAUGUCAGCCACCCUGGGAGGCAGACCGACGGCUGACCGCUGACCGCCCUCCCCUCAGCCAUGGACACCCUCGGCUAUCCUUCGUCGGUGCCCACGACCUCGGAGCCUGAGAACGCCUCGGCCUGGCUCCUGGAUGCCACCCCGGGAAACGGGUCCGCGGCCCCGAGCGCGGCCGGGCUGGCCGUCAGGGGCGUCCUCAUCCCCCUGGUCUACCUGGUGGUGUGCGUGGUGGGCCUGCUGGGCAACUCCCUGGUCAUCUACGUGGUCCUGCGGCAAGCGGCCAGCCCGUCGGUCACCAACGUCUACAUCCUCAACCUGGCGCUGGCCGACGAGCUGUUCAUGCUGGGGCUGCCCUUCCUGGCUGCCCAGAACGCCCUGUCCUACUGGCCCUUCGGCUCCCUCAUGUGCCGCCUGGUCAUGGCCGUGGACGGCAUCAACCAGUUCACCAGCAUCUUCUGCCUCACCGUCAUGAGCGUGGACCGCUACCUGGCGGUGGUGCACCCCGCCCGCUCGGCCCGCUGGCGCACCGCCCCCGUGGCGCGCGCCGUCAGCGCGGCCGUGUGGGUGGCCUCGGCCGUGGUGGUGCUGCCCGUGGUGGUGUUCUCGGGCGUGCCCCGCGGCAUGAGCACCUGCCACAUGCAGUGGCCCGAGCCCGCGGCGGCCUGGCGCGCCGGCUUCAUCAUCUACACGGCCGCGCUGGGCUUCUUCGGGCCCCUGCUGGUCAUCUGCCUCUGCUACCUGCUCAUCGUGGUCAAGAUGCGCUCGGCGGGGCGGCGCGUGUGGGCGCCCUCGUCCCGGCGGCGGCGGCGCUCGGAGCGCAGAGUCACGCGCAUGGUGGUGGCCGUGGUGGCGCUCUUCGUCCUCUGCUGGAUGCCCUUCUACGUGCUCAACAUCAUCAACGUGGUCUGCCCGCUGCCCGAGGAGCCCGCCCUCUUCGGCCUCUACUUCCUGGUGGUGGCGCUGCCCUAUGCCAACAGCUGUGCCAACCCCAUCCUGUACGGCUUCCUCUCCUACCGCUUCAAGCAGGGCUUCCGCCGGGUCCUGCUUCGGCCUUCCCGCCGGGUGCGAAGCCAGGAGCCCCCCGCCGGACCUCCAGAGAAGACAGAGGAGGAGGAGGAGGAGGACGAGGAGGACGAGGAUGGAGAGGAGGGUGGGGAGAAGGGGGCAGGGAAGCAGGGGGAAGCGAAGGAGAUGAACGGCCGGGUCAGCCAGAUCACACAGCCUGGCACCAGCAGGCAGGCGCUGCCUCCCAGCUGUGUGCCCGGCAAGGAGCAGCAGUUCCUACCCCAGGAGCCUUCCUCGGGGGAGAAGCCGGGCGCCCUGCACAUCAGCUGUCUGUAGGGCCUGUGGGGGGGUCCGGAGUGGCCCAAGCACAGAGCAGAGGCUGUGGGUGCGCCUCGGCCUGCCACCCGAGGUGCCGGGGCCCGCGAUGGGCUGUUCAGACCCCAUUGCUGCCGAGACUCGCUGUGUGACCGCGGAUAGGCCACGUCCCCUCUCUGGGCCUCGUGCUCUGCUCUGUGACUCAGGGAUGGGAGCCAUCGGUCUAGACAAGCUCUGCGGGAUGAGGAGACUGGAGGGACGUUACCGCUGGGUGGGGCCCAGGCGAAGGGGACAGGUGCAGACUGGCCAUCCCCGUCUGAGACGGAGCAUCCUGGUGGGUUGGCCUGAGCCUUGGUCCUCAGAGGAUAAACCAAGGCCUGGGUUCCCUGGGCUCAGAGUCA